Nothoprocta perdicaria is the source of this 12927-nucleotide messenger RNA. RefSeq names its product dynein cytoplasmic 2 heavy chain 1 (gene DYNC2H1). Gene Ontology annotation, cellular component: dynein complex. Bases 1 to 12900 code for a protein of 4299 amino acids. The transcript is spliced from 89 exons. NCBI's taxonomy places the organism in Eukaryota, Metazoa, Chordata, Aves, Tinamiformes, Tinamidae. Gene Ontology annotation, biological process: microtubule-based movement. Gene Ontology annotation, molecular function: dynein intermediate chain binding; ATP binding; minus-end-directed microtubule motor activity. The record is from RefSeq and is a predicted model, not a curated record.
AUGGCCGCCGAGCGGGACGUCAGGAAGCGCUUCCUCGCCGCCACCGCCGCCAACUACUUCGGGCUGGAGCCGGCCGCGGCGCUCUGCGGCAGCCGCGAGCUCGCCAGCUUCCUGGACGACGGCAACGAGCUGGUGCUGGCGGUGCGGCGCGCGGGAGCGCAGCUCGCCGCCUCCAACCAGAUUGACACUGCUGAUUCAAAGAAUAAUGUGUUAGUAUUUUUUAAGCUGCGACCUGAUGUAAUUACAGAAGAUAAUCUUCACAGUAAUAUUCUAGUGUCAUCUAUGUUAGAUUCACCUAUUAAUACCCUUUAUCAAGCUGUACGACAAGUUUUUGCACCUGUAUUACUGAAGGAUGAUAGAUGGAGUGAAGCAUUUGAUCCCAAACUCCAGAAACUUUUAAGGGAACUUGAGGCUGGUUUAAGUACUGUUCUCAGAAGAUCAGACCCUAAUUACACAGGGGCAAAGUUCAGUGAAGAUGAUGUGCAAGCUAUACUUACACCAACAGAUGAAUUUCAGUUCUGGACAGAAUGUGCUCGUCAUGGGAGUAAAUUUUCUAGUAAAGAGAGAGCUUCUCACUUUAAAAAACUAUUUGAGGGCAUUGAAAAAGAUUACUACAACUUGGAUAGUCUCUCGUUAUUUGAAGUUAUGGAUUUAGUGGAGACUACCAGAGAURCUCUUGAUGGUGUGUGGCGACAAACAGAACAUGAUCCUUAUCCACAGCUACGCAUGCAUAAUCUCUUGGAUGUCAUAGGUGGCUGUUUAGGUAGGUUUGUUCAGAGAAAAUUGGCAGCUUUGAAUCUAUGGGAGGAUACUUUUCACGUUGUUAAAGAAAAUCUGAAAGCUGGCAUCUUGAUCUGUGAACAGUGGGUAUCAGCUUGUGCAUACUUGACUGGACAACUAUGGCAAUGUUACACACUACAUCCCUGGAAARAUGAGAAAUAUUUCCCUGAAUUGUUAGCCAAACUUGGCAAACGUCUUGAUGAGGUUCUCACUAUUAGAACAGUGCACGAGAAACUUUCAUUCUUUUUGUCAACUGGAGAACAAAAUACUCUACAUGUUGCCCAGGUGUUUGAGCCUUUUGCUGGAUUAAAUCCUGUACACUAUAAUCCUUACACAGAGCCAUUAUGGAAAGCUGCAGUCUUGCAAUAUGAAAGAAUUAUUGCACCAGCAGAACAGCAAAUAGCAAGCAAAUUGAAAAAAAAAAUUUCAGAAAUUCAAGAUAGUCCCCAACAGCUUCUUCAAACAUUUCAGAAAUACAAGGAACUGAUAAAGCGUCCAAACAUUAGCAAAGAUUUGCUCUUUGAAAGGGAAACUUUGCUGGCAAGACUUCAUGAUUCUGUCAAGGCCUAUCGGAUAGAUUUUGAAACACGAUGCCAUGGUGCYCCUGGUGAUGUUUCUGGACCGCUUUCAGGCAAAAACCUUUCAGAAGYUGUCAAUAAUAUCGUAUGGGUACGACAACUGGAGAUGAAGGUGGAAGAUGCUAUCCAACUUGCAGAGGCUCUGCUGUGUGAUUUGUCUGGAUUUCAAACUUUUCAUCAAAGUGCAGAUUCUCUUUUGGAACACUUUAAAGUAUAUGAACAAGAGCAAUUUCAUGAGUGGUCUAGAAAUAUCCAGUCAGAGUUAUCAAAUCCCAAAUCAGGACUAUGCAUACAAGCUAAUAGUCCUAUCAUGGAGCUGGAUCACAAUUCUGGAACAUUAAAUGUACUUUACUCAGAUCAUUUAGUGACUCUCCUAAGAGAAGUACGUCAACUGUCAGCACUUGGUUUUUCUAUUCCAUCUAAAAUACAAUAUGUUUCAAACACUGCACAGAAGUUCUGUAAGCAAGCAGUCAUCCUCAAGCAGGUGGCACAUUUUUAUAAUUCUGUUGAUCAACAAAUGAUUGAGAGUCAGAAGCCAAUGAUGUUGCAGUCUGCUCUAGCAUUCGAACAGAUAAUUAAGCAUUCAAAAACUGGUCCUGGAGGAAAAGCUCAAAUAACAUGGGAUAAUCCUAGGGAACUGGAAGCUUAUAUUCAAAAGCUCCAAGCUGCUGCUGAACGACUUUCUACUGAAAACAGAAAGCUAAGAAAGUGGCACACAAACUUCAUUGAAAAGGUUAUAGCUCUCAUGAAUAUUGAUUUACUGAGGCAACAGCAACGUUGGAAAGAAGGAGUGCAGGAGAUCAGAACUGGUUUUGCCAGCCUCGAGUCACAGGGUUUCAGCUCACGGGAGAUGAAAGCUUGGAGACACCAUUGGAAUCAUCAACUUUACAAAGCUCUGGAGCAUCAAUAUCAAAUGGGCUUGGAAGCACUCAAUGAAAAUUUACCAGAAAUAAAUAUUGAUCUAACAUUCAAACAAGGCCGGUUGCAGUUCAGACCUCCUUUUGAAGAAGUACGAGCCAGAUAUUACAGAGAAAUGAAGAGAUUCAUCUCCAUUCCAAACCAGUUUAGGGGAGUGAGUGAGACAGACGAGGAAUCCAUCUUCACUGUUAUGACUGAAAGAAAUGCCAAUGGAUUUCUGACUGCUUUCAGUAAAGCAGAAGAUUUAUUCAGAAGGUUGGCUGAAGUUUCUCAUCAAUUUAAGGAAUGGAUUGUAAUUGGUCAAGUAGAUGUGGAAACUCUGGUGAAGAAACAUCUUUCUAGCAAACAGGACUGGGAAAAAAACUUCAAGGCUUUAAAAGUGAGAGGGAAAGAGGCAGAACGUCUUCCAAGCACCGUCAAGAUUGAUUGUUUAAUAGUUAACUGCAAUCCUGUGAAAACUGUAAUUGAUGAUUUUAUCCAGAAGUUGUAUGAUGUUCUUGUCAUUUCUUUGAGAAAAUCUAUACAAGCACACCUGCAUGAUAUUUCUUCAUUUCUUACUGAUGCCAUGGAAACAUUAGUAGUUAGGCCCCAAACUAUGGAAGAAAUACAAGAAGACAAUUUAAAAUAUACACACCUCCUUGAAGGAAAACAAGAGAUUUUUACCUUGUUUCAAGAGGCUGAAGAUAAAAAUAAACUCCUGCGGACUGUGGCUGGUACAGGUUUGGACUCUAUCAGUAACCUAAGAGCUACCUGGGAUAAAUUUGAAUUAAUGAUGGAAAGCCAUCAGCUUAUGAUUACAGAGCAGAUUGAAAUGAUGAAAGGAAAUGUGAUGUCACGUAUUAAUAUAUAUCUCCAAAAUCUAGAGAAGUUUAAAGCUCGUUGGGAACAGCUAAAGCCAAGYGAUGAUGUCAUUGAAACAGGUGAUCGGGAUGUGCUUGAGAAAAGUGCUCAAACCAUAAAGGAAAAGAAAAAAGAAUUUGAUGAACUUGAAAUCACGAAGGAGAAACUCAUUGAAGAAUGCCAUCAUUUUAAACUGGAAGUACCAGACUUCUCUUUGUCAACAGGUGUAUAUCAGGAUAUUAAGAGUUGUGCAGAAAUUUGGGCAUUGUAUGAAGAAUUUUUUCAAGGUUUUCAGGAAAAAGCCAAAGAAGAUUGGAUUACUUUUAGGAGUAAAACAUAUCUCUUUGAAGAGUUUUUGUUUAACUGGCAUGACAAAAUGAGGAAGAUAGAAGAACAUACUGUAAUGACAGUGAAGUUACAAAAAGAAGUAGACAAAUACAAAAUGGUAAUUCCUCUCCUAAAAUAUGUCAGAGGAGAACAUCUUUCACCAGACCAUUGGCUGGAUCUUUUUCGUAUUCUGGGUUUUCCCCGAGGCACUACACUUGAGGGUUUGUUAUUUGGAGAUUUGCUCAAAGUCACUGAUGCCAUUAUAGAAAAAGCAACAGAACUUAAGGAUUUGAAUUGUCGGGCACAAGGUGAAGUCACAAUCAGAGAAGCAUUACGUGAGCUUGAACUCUGGGGAGCUGGAGCUAUCUUUACAUUAACAGAUUAUGAAGACAGCCAAAGCAAGACUAUCAGGCUUAUUAAAGACUGGAAAGACAUAGUCAAUCAGGUUGGAGAUCAUCGUUGCCUUCUACAGUCCCUCAAGGACUCCCCUUACUACAAAGGUUUUGAAGAUAAAGUGUCCAUCUGGGAAAAAAAAUUGGCUGAGCUGGACGAAUAUUUGCAGAAUUUAAACCAAAUUCAAAGAAAAUGGGUCUAUUUGGAGCCUAUAUUUGGUCGUGGAGCUCUACCCAAAGAGCAGGCUCGCUUUAACAGAGUUGAUGACGACUUUAGAUCAAUUAUGUCUGAUAUCAAGAGGGAUAAUAGGAUAACAUCACUGAAUGCCCGGACAGGAUUAAGAAAUGCCUUAAUUACGAUACUUGACCAGCUUCAGAGAUGUCAGAGAUCUUUGAAUGAAUUUUUGGAGGAAAAACGCUCAGCAUUCCCUAGAUUCUAUUUCAUUGGAGAUGAUGAUUUAUUAGAAAUCUUAGGACAGUCCAUGAAUCCGAUGGUCAUCCAGUCUCACCUUAAGAAACUUUUUGCUGGUAUUAAUAGUGUGAGUUUUGAUGAAGAAUUUAAAUACAUAAUUGCCAUGAAGUCAGUAGAAGGAGAAACUGUGCUACUUAAAAACAAAAUUCUUCUGUCAAAUGAUGUGGAGGUGUGGCUAAGCAGUUUGGCUUUGGAGAUGAAGGAGACCCUGAAAAAAUUGUUACUUGAUUGUAUUACUGCUGGAAAAAAAUCACAAGGCUCAAUUGAUCCAUCUCUCUAUCCUUCUCAGAUUCUUUCUUUGGCAGAGCAAAUUCAGUUCACUGAAGAUGUUGAAAAUGCUAUCAAAGAGCAUAAUCUACAACAAUUAGAAUUAGAGCUCAUGUCUAAACUGGAACAUUAUACUAGCAUAGAUACUAGUAUAGAAGAUACCGGAAGUACAGAAUCRGAAAUCCUUGAGCUCAAGCUUAAAGCCCUGAUUCUUGAUAUUAUUCAUAAUAUUGAUGUGGUCAAGCAGCUAAAUCAAGCUCAGGUUCACAGUGUUGAUGACUGGGCUUGGAAGAAGCAGCUGAGAUUCUAUAUGAAAGACCAAAAGUGUUACAUUCAAAUGGUAGAUGCUGAACUCCAAUAUACUUAUGAGUAUCAGGGUAAUUCUCCUAAACUUGUUUAUACACCUUUGACAGAUAAGUGUUACCUAACUCUAACUCAAGCUAUGAGGAUGGGUCUUGGAGGAAAUCCCUAUGGUCCAGCUGGAACUGGAAAGACAGAAUCAGUAAAGGCCUUGGGUGGACUUCUUGGAAGACAAGUAUUAGUCUUUAACUGUGAUGAGGGCAUUGAUGUGAAGUCAAUGGGGCGCAUAUUUGUAGGCUUGGUCAAGUGUGGUGCCUGGGGCUGUUUUGAUGAAUUCAAUAGACUUGAGGAAGCUGUACUGUCUGCAGUAUCGACACAGAUUCAGACAAUUCAGCAUGCUUUGAAGAAACACAGUCCUGUAUGUGAAUUGCUCGGCAAAAAGGUUGAAAUGGAUCAUAAUUCUGGGAUUUUUAUCACUAUGAAUCCUGCUGGAAAAGGUUAUGGAGGAAGACAAAAACUACCUGAUAACCUCAAACAACUUUUUAGGCCAGUUGCCAUGACCCAUCCAGACAAUGAACUCAUUGCAGAAGUGAUUCUGUAUUCAGAAGGCUUUAAGAAUGCUAAAAAGCUGGGUAGAAAAUUAGUGGCCAUCUUUAGUCUAGCCAGGGAGCUUUUGACACCACAGCAGCACUAUGACUGGGGCUUACGAGCAUUGAAGACUGCUCUGAGAGGCUGCGGGAGUCUCCUUCGUCAGCGAAAGAGGCGUGAAACAAAGGAAGAAAUUGAUGAAAGCCACAUGGUGGUCCAGGCCUUGCGGCUUAACACCAUGUCAAAGCUUACGUUUGCAGACUGUGCACGAUUUGAUGCACUGGUUAAAGAUGUCUUCCCUGGCAUUGCCUUUAAAGAUGUGGAGUAUGCUGAGUUAAGUGCAGCUUUACAACAAGCCUUUGAAGAAGCAAAUUUGGAAAUUAUAAGCACUCAGAUCAAGAAGGCUUUGGAAUUGUAUGAACAACUACAUCAAAGAAUGGGUGUAGUUAUUGUAGGUCCAAGUGGUGCAGGAAAAUCAACACUUUGGCGGAUGCUAAAGACAGCGCUUGGUAAAACGGGCAGAGUAGUGAAACAGUACACUAUGAAUCCUAAAGCUAUGCCUCGGCAUCAGUUGCUUGGCCACAUUGACAUGGACACACGGGAGUGGUCUGACGGCAUGCUCACCAACAGCGCUCGACAAGUGGUGCGAGAGCCCCGAGACAUUACUUCAUGGAUAAUUUGUGAUGGUGACAUUGAUCCUGAAUGGAUUGAGUCUUUGAAUUCUGUUCUGGAUGACAACAGAUUGUUAACUAUGCCUAGUGGAGAAAGAAUCCAAUUUGGCUCAAAUGUUAACUUUAUAUUUGAAACUCAUGAUCUUAGCUGUGCCUCUCCUGCUACAAUAUCUCGAAUGGGAAUGAUCUUUUUGAGUGAUGAAGACACAGAUCUCAAUUCUCUAAUAAAGUCUUGGCUAAGAAGUCAGCCUGAGGAAUACCGGUAUAACCUUGAAAACUGGAUUGGAGACUAUUUUGAGAAGGCCUUAAACUGGGUUGUAAAGCAGAAUGACUAUGUGGUAGAAACAAGUCUAGUUGGAACUGUGAUGAAUGGACUCUCUCAUCUACAUGGAUGUACUGAUCGUGGGCAGUUUAUCAUUAACUUAUUACGGGGUCUUGGUGGCAAUCUCAACAUGAAAUCACGACAAGAGUUUACAAAACAGAUUUUUACAUGGGCACGAGAAUCUCCACCUGAUCCCAGGAAGCCUCUGGACACAUACUAUGAUACUGACACUGGACAGCUAAUGACAUAUCAACUGAAAAAACCUGAAAAUCUAACUGCUGAUGACUUCAGUAAUCUGCAAACACUUCCUGUCAUCCAAACCCCUGACAUGCAGAGAGGAUUAGAUUACUUUAAACCUUGGCUAGAUUUUAACAAUAAGCAGCCAUUUCUUCUUGUGGGUCCUGAAGGAUGUGGAAAAGGGAUGCUGCUUCGUUAUGCAUUUUCUCAACUCCGAUCCACGCAAAUUGCUACUAUUCACUGCAGCGCACAAACCACCUCUCAACAUCUUCUGCAAAAAUUAAGUCAAACCUGCAUCGUAAUCAGUACAAACACCGGGCGAGUAUACAGACCAAAGGACUGUGAAAGGCUUGUUUUGUACUUAAAGGAUAUCAAUCUGCCCAAACCUGACAAGUGGGGAACAAGCACUCUCGUGGCUUUUCUGCAGCAGAUUCUGACAUACCAAGGAUUUUAUGAUGAAAACCUGGAAUGGGUUGGUUUGGAAAACAUCCAAAUUGUGGCUUCUAUGUCUGCUGGAGGAACAUUAGGAAGGCAUAAACUUACUACCAGGUUUACUUCUAUUGUUCGGAUUUGUGCAAUUGACUAUCCAGAGAGAGAGCAACUGCAGRCUAUUUACAGUGCCUACCUGGAACCUGUACUACACAAAAACCUGAAGAAUCACCCUGCCUGGGGUUCUUUACCAAAAAUUCACCAGCUAGCAGGAUCUAUGGUUCAAGUAUAUGAGCAGGUACGGGCAAAAUUCACAGUUGAUGAUCACAGUCAUUACCUCUUUACACCGUGUGUUCUUACUCAGUGGGUUCUGGGUUUAUUCAGAUAUGAUUUAGCAGCUGGAUCAUCAACACAAACUGCAGACUAUGUAUUGGAAAUUGUUACGUAUGAAGCACAUCGUUUAUUCCGUGACAAAAUUGUUGGCAUGAAAGAACUCUCUAUAUUUGAUAAUAUUUUAAUGAAAGUAUUUCAAGGUGACUGGGGCUCAGAUGUCUUGGAUAAUAUGUCAGAUAUCUUCUAUGUAACUUGGGGAGCUUGUCGUGAGGCAUGUGUUGCUCCAGGACAGGCACUACCACCUCAUGGGAAGCCUCUUGGCAGGCUAAACUCUGCAGACCUGAGAGAUAUUAUUAAAAAGGGUAUUACCCAUUAUGGGCGAGACAAAAAAGAGAUUGAUAUUUUACUGUUCCAAGAAGUCAUCAAYUAUAUGUCCAGAGUGGACAGAGUGUUAAGUUUUCCUGGAGGAUCACUCCUUUUGGCUGGACGGAGUGGUGUCGGUCGUCGAACAGUUACGUCGUUAGUUAGUCAUAUGCAUGGAGCUGUUCUGAUUACUCCCAAAAUUUCUAGAGGCUAUGAGCUGAAGCAAUUCAAAAAUGACCUUAAACAUGUGAUGGAGCUUGCUGGCAUCGAAGCCCAGCAAGUGGUAUUGCUGCUUGAGGACUAUCAGUUUGUUCACUCCACAUUCCUCGAGAUGAUCAACAGUUUGCUCUCUUCCGGAGAAGUUCCUGGACUAUAUAAAAUAGAAGAAUUGGAACCCUUGCUAUCUCCUCUGAAGGAUCAAGCUUCACAAGAUGGAUUUACAGGGCCAAUUUUCAACUAUUUCACAUACAGAAUCCAACAGAAUCUGCAUGUUGUCUUGAUCAUGGAUUCUACCAAUUUAAAUUUUGCAAUAAAUUGUGAAAGUAAUCCAGCACUGUACAAGAAAUGUCAGGUCUUGUGGAUGGAAAGCUGGUCUGAAAAUAGUAUGAAAAAGAUACCUGAAAUGCUUUUGAAGGAUCCUGAUGAACAACAAGAGACUGGAAAAACAUAUACAGAAUUUAAGAAAAAACAUUCAGGUGAUUCUGUGUUUUUGAGAUCAUUUUUGACAAUCCACGAAUCAUGUAAAAUGUAUGGAGCAACUCCCAGCAGGUAUAUGACGUUUCUUCGUAUGUAUAGUACCAUCAAUAGCAGUAAAARAAGUGAACUGCUAAAAAGGCAGAAACACUUACAGGCAGGUGUUUCAAAGCUGAAUGAAGCUAAAGCYCUUGUAGAUGAAUUGAACAGAAAAGCUGGAGAACAAAGCAUAUUACUUAAAACUAAGCAGGAUGAGGCUGAUGCUGCCCUCCAGGAAAUUACAGUAUCUAUGCAGAGUGCUAGCGAGCAGAAGACAGAAAUGGARAAAAUAAAACAACGGAUAGCAGAAGAGGCUGCGGAAAUAGAAGAAAGGAAAAGAAAAAUUGAAGAUGAACUGAAAGAGGUUCAGCCACUUGUUAAUGAAGCUAAACUAGCUGUUGGAAAUAUAAAACCAGAGUCUUUGUCAGAAAUCCGAUCAUUACGGAUGCCCCCUGACAUAAUCCGAGACAUACUGGAAGGAGUAUUACGACUGAUGGGAAUUUUUGAUACAUCAUGGGUGAGCAUGAAGAGUUUUUUGGCCAAAAGAGGAGUGAGAGAAGACAUAGCAACCUUUGAUGCCCGUAACAUUCCAAGAGAAAUAAGGGACAGUGUUGAAGAACUUCUUUCCAAAAACAGAAUGUCUUUUGAUCCAAAGAAUGCUAAACGAGCCAGCGCUGCAGCUGCUCCAUUAGCCUCUUGGGUGAAUGCCAACGUCAAGUAUUCUCAUGUCCUAGAACGAAUUCAACCUUUGGAAAAAGAAAAAGCUGGCUUGGAAGCUAAUCUCAAGAAAACUGAAGAGAGAAAACAGAAAUUAGAAGAUCUUCUCAACUCUGUAGGUCAAAAAGUGUCAGAACUGAAAGAUAAGUUCCAGAGUAGAACAACAGAAGCAGCAAAACUUGAAGCAGAACUUAACAAAGCUCAGAAAACACUGAAAGCUGCAGAGGUACUAAUAAGUCAGCUGGAUAGGGAACACAAAAGAUGGAACACUCAGGUGUCAGAGAUAACAGAUGAACUGGCUACAUUGCCUAAAAGAGCUCAGUUAGCAGCUGCAUUUAUUACCUAUCUUUCUGCUGCUCCAGAGGACCAGAGAAAAGCCAGCUUGGAUGAAUGGACAAAAUYAGCCGACCUUGAAAAGUUUGAUGUAAGACGGUUCCUGUGUACAGAAAGUGAGGAGUUAGUCUGGAAAAGUGAAGGUUUACCCUCAGAUGAUCUUUCGAUAGAAAAUGCUCUUGUUAUCUUGCAGAGCAAAAUUUGCCCAUUUUUGAUAGAUCCUUCCUUCAGGGCUACAGAGUGGCUGAAGACACAUUUGAAAGAAUCACGUUUGGAAGUUAUUAACCAGCAGGACACCAACUUCCUGACUACUCUUGAGCUGGCAGUGAGAUUUGGGAAGACACUUAUUAUACAGGAAGUGGAUGGAGUAGAACCUGUUCUUUAUCCUUUGUUAAGGAAAGAACUUGUUGCUGAAGGACCUCGAUAUGCUAUACAGAUAGGUGACAAAAUGAUAGAUUUUAAUGAAGAGUUUCGUCUUUUUCUGUCAACAAGGAACCCAAAUCCCUACAUUCCACCCGACGCUUCUUCUAUUGUUACUGAAGUAAACUUUACCACAACAGGAAGUGGUUUAAGAGGACAGCUUUUGGCUAUAACUAUUCAGCAUGAAAAACCUGAUUUGGAAGAGCAGAAGACAAAGCUGUUACAACAAGAAGAAGACAAGAAGAUACAGUUAGCUAAACUUGAGGAAUCUCUUUUGGAGACACUUGCAACGUCACAGGGCAAUAUACUAGAAAAUAAGGAUCUGAUUGAAUCUUUGAAUCAGACUAAAGCAAGUAGUGCACUCAUUCAGGAGUCACUUGCGGAAUCUCAGAGACUUCAGAGUUUUCUUGAUCAGGAGCGAGAUGCCUAUCUUCCAUUAGCUGAGAGUGCUAGCAAGAUGUACUUUAUUAUUUCUGACUUGUCCAAAAUUAAUAAUAUGUACCGUUUUAGUCUGGCGGCUUUCCUAAGGCUUUUUGAAAGAGCUCUUCAAAGUGAGCAGUCUUCRGAUAAUACUGAAGAAAGAAUGAAGUUGCUGAUUGACUUAUUGAAGCAUAUGGUCUAUGAAUACGUUUGUCGUUGUUUGUUUAAGGCUGACCAGCUAAUGUUUGCUCUACAUUUUGUACGAGGAAUGCAUCCUGAACUCUUUGAAGAGAAUGAAUGGGACACUUUUACAGGUGUGAUCAUUGGAGAUACCAUAAAAAAAUCAGAUACACAAAGAAGUGUUCGUGACCAGCUUCCCUCUUGGAUAGAGCAGGAGCGAGCCUGGGCCGUUGCAUCUUUGAAGACUUCUCUCCCUGAUCUCUAUCAAACACUUUGCUUUGAAGAUGCAAAUCUGUGGCGUACUUUUUAUCAGAGCUCUGUGUGUGAACAAGACUUUCCAUCUUCUGUUGUCAAUAGAAUGUCUUUAUUUCAGCAGGUACUUGUGGUCCAGGCUGUCCGGCCAGACAGACUACAGAGUGCCAUGGCCCUUUUUGCAUGUAAAGCUCUAGGAAUUAAGGAAUUGUCUCCUCCACCUCUGAAUUUGAAACGUCUGUAUAAAGAGACUCUGGAAUUUGAGCCCAUCUUGAUAAUUAUUUCUCCUGGUGCUGAUCCUUCUCAAGAAUUGCAAGAAUUGGCCAGUAUCGAAAGAAAUACUGAAUGCUACCAUCAGAUCGCAAUGGGCCAAGGCCAAGCYGACCUAGCUAUUCAAACUUUAAAAGAAUGUGCACACAAUGGAGAAUGGCUGUGUUUAAAGAACCUACAUCUUGUYAUAUCUUGGCUUCCUGUAUUGGAAAAGGAACUGAAUACGCUACAGCCUCAACCGAACUUUCGCCUUUGGCUUACUGCAGAAGUUCAUCCAAAAUUUACUCCAAUUUUGCUUCAAUCAAGCCUGAAAAUAACUUAUGAAGCACCUCCAGGUCUGAAAAAGAAUCUCUUGCGAACCUAUGAAUCUUGGAUGCCAGAGCAAAUUAAUAAAAAGGGAAAUUUGUGUCGAGCCCAUUCUCUCUUUUGCUUAGCGUGGUUUCAUGCUGUUUGCCAAGAAAGAAGAAAUUACAUUCCUCAGGGUUGGACCAAAUUCUACGAAUUUUCUUUAUCUGAUCUCCGUGCAGGUUUCGACAUUAUUGAUAGACUCUUUGAGGAUUCCAAAGACUUUCAAUGGGAAUUUGUGCAUGGCUUGUUUGAAAAUGCAAUUUAUGGAGGUCGUAUAGAUAACUACUUUGAUAUGAGGGUUCUUCGAUCCUAUUUGGAGCAGCUUUUCAAUACAAGAAUCAUUGGCAAUUCAAAUGGUAGAGGCAAGAAGAUGACUAGAUUCCCAUAUUCCAUCUCUUUACCGAAUUCCUGCAGUGUUUUGGAUUAUCGUAAUAUUAUUGAAAGCCUUCCAGAAGAUGAUAAACCUGAAUUUUUUGGCCUGCCUGCUAAUAUUGCUCGUUCAUCACAACGUAUGAUCAGCUCUCAGGUCAUUUCACAGCUUCGGAUCCUGAGCAGGUCGGUAACUGCUGGCUGCAAAUUUGACAGAGARAUAUGGUCUACUGAACUUUCUCCAAUUCUCAAUCUAUGGAAGAAACUUAAUCAGAAUUCUAACCUGAUUCAUCAGAAGGUGUCUCCUCCUGUGGAGCGACAAGGGUCUCCAAUCUUAUCAUUCAUURCUCUUGAACAAUUCAAUGCAGUUCUCCUUGUUCAGAGUGUCCAUCAGUCACUUGCUGCUUUAAGUAAAGUCAUCAGAGGUACCUCGUUAUUGAGUACUGAAGUACAACAACUAGCAAGUGCUCUGCUGAAUCAGAAGUGUCCUCUCGCAUGGCAAAGUAAGUGGGAAGGCCCAGAAGACCCUUUACAGUAUCUUAGAGGUCUUGUAGCUCGAGCACUUGCUAUACAGAACUGGGUAGAAAAAGCAGAAAACCAGAAAUUGCUGUCAGAAACUCUAGAUCUCUCAGACCUGUUUCAUCCAGAAACCUUUCUCAAUGCGCUACGCCAGGAGACUGCAAGAGUAAUGAGUUGUUCUGUGGACAGCCUUAAAUUUACAGCCUCUUGGAAAGGGCGCAUACAGGAAGGCAAACUUCAAGUUAAGAUCAGUGGUUUGCAACUGGAAGGCUGCAGUUUUGAUGGAAACCAACUUUCAGAAAAUCUGCAUGAUUCUCCCAGUGUGUCAUCUAUACUCCCUUGUUACAUAGCCUGGAUUCCACAGGAUGCAUAUGGUCCAUAUUCUCCAGAGGAAUGCAUAUCUUUACCAGUCUACACCAGCGUGGAAAGAGAUCAUGUGGUGACAAAUAUUGAUGUACCUUGUGGAGGAAACCAAGACCAGUGGAUUCAGUGUGGAGCUGCUUUGUUUUUAAAAAAUCAGUAAGCUGCAGGUGUGUUAAAUUAAUUCCUA